Protobothrops mucrosquamatus (brown spotted pit viper) is the source of this 948-nucleotide messenger RNA. It is a transcript of the gene RBM18, whose product is annotated as RNA binding motif protein 18. Gene Ontology annotation, molecular function: RNA binding. Lineage: Eukaryota; Metazoa; Chordata; Lepidosauria; Squamata; Viperidae. The record is from RefSeq and is a predicted model, not a curated record. The transcript has 5 exons. Bases 1 to 585 code for a protein of 194 amino acids.
AUGGCGGGCGCGGGCCGAGCCCCUCCGCCCAGCCUGCGCCUGGAGAACGCCUCGCUGCUGUCCGAGGGGGCCCUGCAGGACGGGCACCGCCUCUGGAUCGGCAACCUCGACCCCAAGAUCACCGAAUAUCACCUUCUCAAACUCCUGCAGAAGUUUGGCAAAGUGAAGCAGUUUGACUUCCUCUUCCAUAAGUCAGGGGUCCUGGAAGGGCAGCCCAGGGGCUACUGCUUUGUGAACUUUGAGACCAAGCAGGAAGCGGAACAGGCCAUCCAUUGCCUCAACGGGAAGCUGGCACUCUCCAAGAAGCUGGUAGUGCGGUGGGCCCACGCCCAGGUCAAGAGGUAUGACCAGAAUAAGAACGAGAAGACCCUUCCCAUCAGUCUGGAGCCGUCUUCCAGCACAGAGAGUCCCCAGUCCAACCUGAGCGUCAGCACAAAAAUCAAAGCCAUUGAAACCAAGCUGAAAAUGAUGUCAGAGAAUCCCGACGCCGAGUUCCCACCGGCAGCCCCUUACGUCUACUUCAAGGCCCCCGAGAAAAAGCGGACUGGCCCCUACUCCAGAGCGGCUUGGAAGUCCAAGAGAUGAUGAGCGGGUGCGGUCAGCAGCGUCCUCUGCCGCUCCGGGCAGGUGGGAGGUCGGCUAGGAGGAAGCAGGAUUGGCACGGCCCCAUCCUGGCCUUCUGUGGGACUGCUUGGAUUCCUCCUCUUCACACGUGGACGUCAACGCUCUUCCGAGGAGAUCAACUGUAAUGCCGCCCAUAAAACUGUAUAGAACAUCUCCAACAAACUCAACUGGUUGAGUAAUAAAACCAGAUUUUUUUUCCCCCCGUGUGGCUAGCUAGAUCCAGCUCCAAAGUGCAAGAUGUGUGUGUGUGUGUGUUUCAAUAUGUUUUUGCCACUUCAGUAUUUGUUCUGACCUGAAGAUGAUAAAAAGUCCUGAUGUACUGAU